Molecule: messenger RNA, 423 nt
Organism: Ophidiomyces ophidiicola
Lineage: Eukaryota; Fungi; Ascomycota; Eurotiomycetes; Onygenales; Onygenaceae
Gene: ACP2
Product: mitochondrial acyl carrier protein
Exons: 6
Coding region: 1-423 (140 amino acids)
Biological process (GO): fatty acid biosynthetic process
Cellular component (GO): mitochondrion
Molecular function (GO): acyl carrier activity; acyl binding
Source: RefSeq, a predicted model, not a curated record
AUGUUCCGCUCAGCCUUUCUCCGGUCUCUUCGCACCGCCUCCAUGCCUCGCACCGUGAGGAACUCAUCGACAGUCCGUCAGCUCCCCAGAGCCUCUGCCAUCGUCCGACAAGCUCAAUUCGCUCCUUGCAUCUCCUAUCAGACCAUCCGAUCGUAUUCUGCCCCCGCCGGUCUUAACCAGACGGAGGUUGAGGGAAGAAUAGUUGAUCUCUUGAAGAACUUUGACAAGGUCACUGAUGCCUCGAAGAUUUCGCCUACAUCGCAUUUCACAAAUGAUCUCGGGUUAGACAGCUUGGAUACUGUUGAAGUCGUGAUGGCCAUUGAAGAGGAGUUCAGUAUUGAGAUCCCGGACAAGGAAGCCGACUCAAUCCAUAGCAUCGACCAAGCUGUUCAGUACAUUCUUUCCCAGCCCGAUGCUCACUAA